AGUUCUGUUCUUCCUCAAUCUGCUCCUCAAGUCUACAUGACAUGGCCAAAACAAAGAGACAAGGCACAAUUCUAGUGAGAGAAAAAGGGAUAAAGCGAGAGAGAGAGAGAUACCGAUGAUGCUAGUAGAAGAGGCUAGUUACGUACAUCUCUAGUCUCUUCUAGUAUUUGUAAAUCUAAGCAUUAAUGGAAACCACUUCUUCUACACAGUCGCUCACAUUCUAUGAUUUCCUUGAUCGGAUGCGAAACCCAGCUUCCCUUGAUCUUGUUCGCUCCAUCAAAAGCUUUAUUGUAUCUUUUUCGUUUUCCACGGCAAAUCCUGAAAAUGAUGGCAAAAGACUGCAAGAUUUCCUCUUGACGAUGGAAACAUCGAUUAGGGAUCAUCCACUGUGGGACGGUGCAUCGGAGGAAGAAAUUGACUCUGCAAUUGAGGGUUUGGAGAAGUAUGUCAUGACAAAGUUGUUUGCUCGGACAUUUGCGUCUUCUCAUGAGGACGCAAACACUGACCAAGAAAUUUCAGAGAAAAUUUGCUUGUUGCAACACUUUUUGAGGCCUGAGCAUUUGGAUAUUCCAGAAGUUUUCCAUAAUGAAGCUUCAUGGCUGCUUGCAGAGAAAGAAUUACAGAAAAUCAAUGCUUUCAAAGCUCCUCGCGAGAAGCUUCUGUGUAUUCUGAAUUGUUGCAGAGUCAUUAAUAAUUUGCUGCUCAAUGCAUCAAUGUCAGAAAAUCGUGUACCUGGUGCUGAUGAUUUUCUUCCCGUAUUGAUUUAUGUUACGAUCAAGGCUAAUCCUCCUCAAUUGCAUUCCAACCUCAAGUUCAUCCAAUUAUUCCGGAGACAGGAAAAACUCAUCUCUGAAGCAGCUUAUUACUUUACAAACCUCGUCUCUGCCAAGACAUUCAUUGUUGACCUAGAUGCUAAAUCACUAUCCAUUGAUGGUACUGAAUUCGAGGAGAACAUGAAAACAGCCAAAUUGGCUAUCACAGGGGCACGGAUAGGACCCCUACCUGCACUACAUGAAACACCAGCCUUGGUAAAUCCUUUUACAAGAAUGCGUAAUAAAGCGACACAAAAUGAGCCGUCACCCACGUUGGAUGAGAUAGUGGACUUGGCUAGUCAAUCAGAUCCUGGACCUUCUCAAGGAAUGGAGGGUAGUGAAACCAACAUUAGUGGUGGAUUGCGUUAUCCUUUCAUGGAAGCAGAGGCUGGUGAAUUGACCGUUGGAGAUGUAGAGAAAUUGCUGAGCUUAUACAAGGAUGUGGUAAAGAAGUAUACAAGUCUUAGCAGGGCUGUGAGGCACUUGGCUAUUUCAAAGUUGGAGCCCUCCAUUCCUCAUCAAAAAGGGACCAAUGUCAAACAAGAAAAGCUAGAGGAGCAACUAGAAAAAGAUCAUAGAUAGAAGAAUGAGGAUUGCCAACAAAUUUGGUGUUCCACUUCUUUCAUGCAACCGGAAUACCACCGUAUUUCUCAAGAUGUUGUCCAUUCUGUUACAAAAGUGAAUGCAUGGCUGCAAGAUAUAUUUAUUUCCUGUAGUACCUGAACUGUGCAGAUGACAUAGGUGGACUUUAACAGAACGGGAGGCUGGUGAACUGACCAUUGGAGAUGUGGUAAAGAUGUUUUUAAUCCUUUGCAGGGCUGUCAGACACUUAGCUAUUUCCAAGAUAGAGCCCUCUUUUGCUCAUCUAAAAGGUACCCAUGUCCAACUAGACCAGACAGACUGAGGAACAACUUGAAAUGAUCAAAGCAAUGGAAGAAUUAAGGAUACACCUAAUUUGUAAGUUUUCUUGAUAGAUUUAUAGUUUCUUGAAAGUUUUAUGUGAUCUCCAGCUGCGUGAUUGGGUAUGAAAGGAAAUAUUGUAAUUUGCCCUGUUUACUUGUUAUCCAUUGGGAAAUUUGAUGAUCCACAAUUAGAGUUAGGGCAUUCGUUCGUGACA
Rhododendron vialii is the source of this 1929-nucleotide messenger RNA. RefSeq names its product vacuolar protein sorting-associated protein 9A-like. Bases 186 to 1394 code for a protein of 402 amino acids. The transcript is spliced from 7 exons. NCBI's taxonomy places the organism in Eukaryota, Viridiplantae, Streptophyta, Magnoliopsida, Ericales, Ericaceae. Gene Ontology annotation, molecular function: small GTPase binding; guanyl-nucleotide exchange factor activity. Gene Ontology annotation, biological process: vesicle-mediated transport. Gene Ontology annotation, cellular component: endocytic vesicle; cytosol. The record is from RefSeq and is a predicted model, not a curated record.